Messenger RNA from Eriocheir sinensis (Chinese mitten crab), 439 nucleotides. RefSeq lists its product as uncharacterized. The transcript has 4 exons. NCBI's taxonomy places the organism in Eukaryota, Metazoa, Arthropoda, Malacostraca, Decapoda, Varunidae. The record is from RefSeq and is a predicted model, not a curated record. Bases 51 to 401 code for a protein of 116 amino acids.
UGGUGCUGACGAAGUGUUACUGGCAGCGAAGGGAAAAUCCAGAUGUGAGGAUGCGAUUCCAAAGCGUCCCGGCGUCCGCCAGCGAGAGCGUGGUGGUCGAGAACAGCCUGUACGAGACCUUGGACAACACCCGCGGGACCGAGGUGGUCGAGAACAGCCUGUACGAGACCUUGGACAACACCCGCGGGACCGAGGUGGUCGAGAACAGCCUGUACGAGACCUUGGACAACACCCGUGGGACCGAGGUGGUCGAGAACAGCCUGUACGAGACCUUGGACAACACCCGCGGGACCGAGGUGGUCGAGAACAGCCUGUACGAGACCUUGGACAACACCCGCGGGACCGAGGUGGUCGAGAACAGCCUGUACGAGACCUUUGAAAACGUGAGGAAGCCGCGGUAAGGGAGAAGGAAAUGGAAGAGGGAGAUGAGGAGCAAGCG